Molecule: messenger RNA, 707 nt
Organism: Paramecium octaurelia
Lineage: Eukaryota; Ciliophora; Oligohymenophorea; Peniculida; Parameciidae
Source: the annotation of a GenBank genome assembly
UAUAUAUGGAUAAGUCGGAAUAAUUAUAUUCUCAGCUAACUGAUUAAGGAGAAGAAUCCAACAUUCUGAUAUGUACUCAAGACCCAAUAACUUUAUAUAAUAAAGUAAAUGUGUAGAGAAUAACAUAGUUUAUUAAAGUGUAUAAUUUAGAUGAUAAUAAAGUUGAUGGCAUAACAUUAUAAUACAUGAAAUAAAGUAAAGUCGUUCAAUUCAUUCAUAAUUAUUUAAGAAAUAAUUUGGGAAGAGUCGUCUUUUUUUUAAUUCUGAUUUUACUUCCUAUCAUCAAUCUAUUUUAUUAUCUCAUCCUUUUAACAGCUUCGUUUAGAUUAAGCUAAAAUUAUUCGAUUUUUUAAUCAAAUAUAGGUAAGUAUUUAAUAAUACAUCGAUUAGGUUAGGUUUUGGAUCCAUUUGCAAAUAUGGUUGAAAAUUCAGACCUAUGCGAAAUGAUGAAAAAAAAUUAUGUCCUCUUUGAUAUGGAGAUUAAAGAAAAUGAAGGCUUACACUUUUCCACCAAAGUUAAAGAAAUGAUUAAAAAUAGAUCUAAUGGAAACAAUAAAAUUAAAUAUACAAUCUAUAAUUAAAUAUUAAAGGAAUAAUUUUAUGGAUAUCCUAAUUCAAGAAUCACAUAUUUAAAAUGGAUGAUAGUCUCCACUCUAAUCAUAACAGUUCAAUUAACAUUAAUAAUAAUAUAUUUUUCUAAGAUUUGA